AUGGGUGAUCCAGAAGAAGAGGACUACAUGUCGGACGCGUUCCUCAAGAAACUUGAUUCUGCACCGCCCGGUUUGGUUACUGUCCGAAGUGUAGCACGAGAUCGGUAUAGGGAAGAAGCCUCAAAGAAGGGUACACAACUGUCAAAAACGGUGAAAGAGGCUGUUCUUCGCGAAGAGGGGCUGAAGAAGCAUGUGGAUUCUUCCAACAAGGGAUUUGGAUUGCUGCUCAAGAUGGGAUAUCAGCCUGGACAAGGUUUGGGAAAAAAUGCGGAAGGAAGGUCAGAACCGGUACCCAUUGAGAUUCCCGAUGGACGUGGUGGCCUUGGUUUGGCCAGUGCCAUGAAAGAAAGGCUUCAUGCGGUCAGGGAGAAACGGCGACUUAUGCUAAAAGCAGAGCAAGAACAGUUCCGAACGUUUAUGGCCGAAAAGUUCAAACAGUGUCGGGUACGCAAUCAGUUGGUAGCUGUACGAAGCGUAUGCUACCAGCUGGACAUGGAAAAAUCCAUCACUGUUCCAAUUCAUCCGUACUACUGGCCAAUCCAAGCGGACAAGGAGGAUACUGAAACGAGAGAAGACACCUCCAGUGAAGCCGAAGUGGUACCAAAGCGUCGACGGGUGGAACACAGGAACUUUGAUCUGUCCGACUUGCCUGACGUGCCACCGAAUCCUAACCGAGAGGAAUGUUCGAAUAGUUCCUCCGAGUCUGAAGAUGAAACAGAACGAUAUUCUGAGGAGUUGCUGGGCCGGAUCGUGCGCUAUUUGCGUCGGAAGCACAGUUUUUGUUUCUGGUGCAGUGUCCAGUAUGAUUCCCAAGAACAGCUCACCAGAGAUUGUCCGGGUCCAGACGAGGUAUGUGGUUCGAACCCGAUAUAUGCUUCCCCACUUCUAUCUAGGCUUGCGCAACGUGACAGUAUCCCAGUCCUCGUGCCUUCUUCAGCAUGGCACUACUGCUGA
This is a messenger RNA of Opisthorchis viverrini, 954 nucleotides long. RefSeq lists its product as hypothetical. The coding region runs from base 1 to 954 and encodes 317 amino acids. Gene Ontology annotation, cellular component: kinetochore. The record is from RefSeq and is a predicted model, not a curated record. The transcript has 5 exons. Gene Ontology annotation, molecular function: nucleic acid binding. NCBI's taxonomy places the organism in Eukaryota, Metazoa, Platyhelminthes, Trematoda, Opisthorchiida, Opisthorchiidae.